AUGGCGCCUCGCAGCCUUGCUUUGGCUCUUCCGGCCGCCGGCCUGGUGGCUGCCCCGCUCUUCGUGCCCGGCGCCACGCCGAGCGCCCCAGCACCCCGCGCGGCUCCGCAUGCCGCAGAGGCGCCAAGUGCCAGCAGCAGCGGCCUCUCCGCGCUGACCGUCGGCACCGUGGCGAGCGCAGGCGUGUUGGUGGCGGCACUGUCGCGCUCCUCCGUCAGGUCCUCUCAGCCCCGCGUGGCCCGGAAGUUCUUCGGCGGUGAGAGCACUUCUUACGCCAGCUUCGACCCCGCCACGGAGAUGGGUGUGCAAGAUCCUGUGGGAUUUUGGGAUCCCCUCGGUCUUAGCGCAGACAAGGACCAGGCCACCUUCAAGCGCCGCCGCGCCGUGGAGAUCAAGCACGGCCGCAUCGCCAUGUAUGCGACCAUUGGAUAUAUCGUUCCUGAGUACUUCCGAUUCCCAGGCUACUUGUCGCCCUCCUUGGGCCUGAAGUUCUCGGACAUGCCCAACGGUCUUGCAGCCCUUUCGAAGCUACCCGUGCUCGGUGGUGCGCAGAUCAUCGCUUUCGCCGGGCUCAUUGAGACCACAGGCUUCUUCCAGGCAGCUUCCACCACCGAUGGCCGUGGUCCUCGCGAGGGCCAGUUCUCCAUGAAGGACUCCACCGAGAGUGGCGAGCCGGGCAACUACGGCGUCGGCUUCCCCAACUUUGUGGGCAAAGUGGAGGACCCGGAGGAGCGCAAAAAGAAGCUCGCAGCAGAGCUUGCGAACGGGCGUCUGGCGAUGAUGGCCAUCAUCGGCAUGUUCUUCCAAGAUGGUCUCACCGGCUCCGCGUGGGGAGACUGGAGCCUGUACACCGCCUCGCCCUUGAGAGCUGAGCCCGUCUCUGCUGCUGCGGCAGCGGCUGCUGCCAAGGCGGCCGCCGCCGCCAAGGGCGCCACAGCGACCACUUCGGCUGUGGCCGGCACUGCUGGUGCUGGCUCCCUCUCCAAGGGCGAGGGUGUGGUUGGCAAGAAGGGCCCCAGCCCAUCUUUCGACCCAUCCACGCAAAUCGGAGCCAUGGCUCCGCUUGGCUUCUUCGACCCCGCAGGGUUUGCCAAGAAGGGCGACGAGGACGGCUUCCGCACCCUGCGUGCCGCCGAGAUCAAGCACGGCCGUGUUGCGAUGAUGGCAGCGCUGGGUGCCGUGGUGCAGCACUACGUGAAGUUCCCGGGCUUUGACUCCGUGCCCACCGGCCUGGCCGCGUCCAUCACCGCUCCCGGCAGCUACGGCUUCGUGGCGCUCUUCGCCGUGGCGGGUAUCUUGGAGCUCGGUGCCUGGACCGAGAGCCCCGACAAGGAGCCAGCGAGAUCUCGUUGCGUGGCAUGCUGCCGGUCGCACAAAAAACACAAGAACAAACAAAUAAACCAUUAA
This is a messenger RNA of Symbiodinium sp. CCMP2592, 1407 nucleotides long. The record is from the annotation of a GenBank genome assembly. Lineage: Eukaryota; Dinophyceae; Suessiales; Symbiodiniaceae.